This is a messenger RNA of Cotesia congregata, 2208 nucleotides long. The record is from the annotation of a GenBank genome assembly. Lineage: Eukaryota; Metazoa; Arthropoda; Insecta; Hymenoptera; Braconidae.
UCACUGCCUUUACAUCAACAGUUAUUAAUUCAGUUUUUUUCACUCUCUAUUCAUUGGUCAAAAUGCGGCCAUCCAGCAGUACCAAUGAACUCAAAAGUCUCACUGUCAAACGAUUCAUUGUCAGCUGGUACCUUGGCGACCUACACUUGUGAUGCCGGUUACGAGCUCUUUGGACAACCUACCACGACGUGCAGUAGUCGGGGAAGAUGGCAAGGCGAAUUACCAUUUUGUGGCACAAACGUUGGAUUUCGUAAGCCCGCUAAUCAAUCAACAACUGUACGAGGUGGUGAUGCUAGCCACGGUAAUGACGGAGACACAGGAACUGAGCAUGAUGGAAAACGAUGCACAGAAACUCAAAAUGAGCCUAGUCCAUGGUGGAAAGUUGAUUUAUUAAAAGCUUACUCUGUAAAAGUCGUUAGAGUGACGACUAGAGGCUGCUGUGGUCAUCAACCUCUCCAAGAUAUUGAAAUAAGAGUUGGUAAUAGCAGCGUUGAACUACAAAGAAAUCCAUUAUGUGCCUGGUUCCCUGGAACUAUCGAGGAAGGCAUUACAAAAACAUUUAUAUGUGCAAGAGCACUUGUAGGUCAAUACGUUUUUCUUCAACUAGUCGGUGUGGAAGGAAGUUUAAGUCUCUGCGAAGUUGAAGUUUUUGCAACAAAUGAAUUCUCCAUUGACAGAUGUGCGCACGCUGGUACUCCAGCAGACGCUGACAUUGCAGCGUUUGAUUCAACUUGUUACGAAUUUAUAGUAACAAAAGGUGGCUCUUUUCACGAUGCAAGAAAUUAUUGCAAAUCACGCAGUGGAGAUCUAGUUCAUGGCUUUAAAGGUGUAUCAUCAACUUUUAUUCUGAAUAAUUUAGAAAAAAGAAAAGACAAAUUAAAAACACAACUUGUAUGGAUUGGUGCACAAAAAGAACCUUCAAUAACAGCAAGAACUUGGCGAUGGGUUGACGGUGAAAUUGUUCAAAAACCAUCAUGGGGAAAAGAUCAACCCAACAACUAUAACGGCGAACAAAAUUGUGUGGUACUUGACGGUGGUAGAAGUUGGCUUUGGAAUGAUGUCGGUUGUAACUUGGAUUAUUUACACUGGAUUUGUCAAAGCAAGCCAUCGAGUUGUGGGAGUCCUGAUAAAUAUGAAAACACAACGAUUAUUGGCACAAAGAAAGCAAUUGGUUCAGCUAUUCAAUAUGUCUGCCCAGAUGGAUAUAUGCUAAUUGGUAAUGAAUCUCGUGUAUGUGAAGUUGAUGGAUUUUGGAGUGGCAAACCUCCCACUUGUAAAUACGUCGACUGUGGAACUCUUCCGGAUCUAGACAAUGGAGAAGUUAAAUUAGUUAAUAAAAGGACUACUUAUGGAGCCAUUGCUGACUAUGGAUGUAAAGACAAUUACACGCUCGUUGGUGAUACUAGCAGAAGGUGUGGUGAUGGAGGUAUUUGGAGUGGACAUCAACCGAAAUGUCUUUUUGAUUGGUGUCCUGAACCACCAGAAAUUAAUGGUGGGUUGGUGAUAAAAACAGGUAAACGUACCGGUUCAACGGCAACUUAUACAUGUCAAAAUGGUUUUAUUCUUUUUGGAGAUAAUGUUCUUACAUGUAAUGUGGGAGGAGGAUGGUCUGGCAAGGUUCCACAAUGUAAAUUUAUUGAUUGUGGUGCACCAGCGCAAAUCGAAUAUGGAGAAGUUAAUCUUUUAAAUAAAACGACAACAGUUGGUAGUAUUACGGUAUACACUUGCCAAGAUGAUUAUUGGCUUGUUGGUGAAGCUAGACAUGAAUGCACAAAAGAUGGAAAAUGGAGCCAUGAAGCUCCUUCAUGCGAAUUGAUUUCCAACGAAAUAGCAGAGGCUCAAGGUGUUGGUACAAGUGUUGGCAUUGGAGCUGGAGUUAUCAUUUUUAUUUUAUUAAUUCUUGGAUUAGUUUAUUUAAGAUUACGCAAAGCAACACCGGUAAAAAAUACAGAAAAUAUCCAAGCAGCUGAAAGAAAAGAAGAUCAAAAUGCAGCUGUAAUGUCAUAUUCUAGCUUAAAUGAUGGUACAAGCAAUAAAAUGUAUGAAAAUGUUCCUGAAGAUGGUCUUUAUGACAGUCCUUACAGUGGCAGUGGAAGCACGUAUGGAUAUAGUAGACAAAACGGAAGAACCUACAAUCGAUCUGGCCAUUACGAAGCCGAACCACCUCCUAGAAAUGGUAUCACUAUUAAUGGUGUUACUGUUCGAUAA